AUGGUCGGCCGACAGAACACGCGCUCCUCUCACGAUGGAGCAAGGUCAACGCGCACCUCGAAGCGCUAUUCCAUGACGGCUUUGUACCUGUCUAUGAAUGCCAACCCGCGCGAACUCGAGAUUGAAGAUGAUCUUGCCCGCGCCCAAAAAGUGCUUCGUGACCUCAAAUCGAGGAUUUCGUCCCAGUCCAAGAAGAACUUUGUGUUGGAGAAGGAUGUGCGAUACCUCGACUCGAGAAUUGCAUUGCUUGUGCAGAACCGCAUGGCUUUGGAAGAGCGCAACGAAGUCGCCGACCACCUUGACGAAUCCGAUGAACUGACCGAGGGUGCAUUUCCCAACGACGACAAGACGCAAAAAUACGGCAAUCUGUUGUUCCUACUACAGUCCGAACCGAAACACAUCGCCCACCUGUGUCGUUUAGUCACGCUAGCCGAAAUCGACCAGUUGCUACAGACAGUCAUGUUCACCAUCUACGGAAACCAGUACGAGAGCCGCGAAGAGCACUUGCUGCUCACCAUGUUCCAGUCUGUCCUGACGUACCAAUUCGACAACACGCCCGAUUAUUCCUCUCUUCUUCGUGCCAAUACGCCCGUUUCCCGCAUGAUGACUACGUACACACGCAGAGGUCCUGGUCAAGGUUACUUGAAGACGGUGCUGUCCGAACAAAUCAACUACGUUACCAGCAAGCUGCGCGAUGUCGACCUCGAGAUCAACCCGCUCAAAGUAUACGAGACGAUGAUGGCCGAGCGUGCUUCUGUCCGCGGUUCUACUUCGAGUCUGCCCCCUGGUGGCAUCACUGCCGAAGAGGCCGCUGUGAACCCCCAGGUCCAAGCCAUCAUCAGCCGCAGGGUCGGUCAAUUGAUCCAGCUUGCCAACUACUUCCUCGACACGAUCGUCAAUGGAAUGGACGAAACACCAUAUGGUAUUCGAUGGAUAUGCAAGCAGAUUAGGAGUCUCUCGAGGAGAAAAUACCCGGAUGCCCAGGACCAGACAAUCUGUACCUUGAUCGGCGGUUUCUUCUUCCUGCGUUUCAUCAACCCCGCCAUAGUCACUCCCAGGUCGUAUAUGCUUAUUGAGCAGAACCCUGCUGAGAACCCCAAGCGCACUCUUACUCUGGUCGCAAAAAUGCUUCAAAACCUGGCUAACAAGCCCUCUUACGCCAAAGAACCGUACAUGGCCGUGCUUCAGCCUUUCAUUCAGCAAAACAAAGAGCGCAUGAAUAAGUUUCUGCUCGAUUUGUGCGAGGUCCAAGACUUCUACGAAACACUCGAAAUGGACAACUACGUCGCUCUCUCCAAGAAAGAUCUCGAACUGCCUAUAUCGCUCAACGAAGUUUACGCUAUGCACGCACUUCUCGAGAAACACACUCAGGAGUUGGUGGUUAGAGACGAGGGCUCACACCUGAAGAUUCUCUUGCAAGAUCUGGGUCCAGCACCAGCACAACUACCGAGGAAAGAGAACCGUGCCAUCAACCUCCCACUGUACAGCAAGUGGGAGACGGCACUCGACGACUUGACGGCCGCACUCGACAUUACUCAAGAGGAGGUCUUCUUUAUGGAAGCCAAAUCGACAUUCGUCAUGAUUCUGCGCUCUCUGCCUGCGAAUGCCGUGGUUGCUCGACGACCGCUUCGUCUUGACAGAGUCGCUGAAGCAGCUGCCACUACAAAGAACGACUCGGUCAUGGUGCGCAAGGGUAUCCGUAGCAUGGAGCUACUAAGCCAGUUGAACGAUAUGGGCGCAAUCGACAAAGCGGACAACUACGCCUCCCUCCGCGACGAAGUUGAACAAGAACUGAACCACCUUGGCUCAUUGAAAGAGAAGGUCUUGACUGAGAGCCAAAAGCUCGAAGAAGUAUACCAGACGAUCCGGGACCACAACGCAUACCUUGUCGGGCAGCUCGAGACUUACAAGUCGUAUCUUCACAAUGUCAGAGGACAGUCCGAAGGAACGACCAAGCGAGUGCAGAACCAAAAAGUGCUCGGGCCGUACAAGUUCACGCACGCACAGCUGGAGAAAGAAGGCGUCAUUCAGAAGAGUAAUGUGCCGCCGAAUCGACAAGCGAACAUCUACUUCAACAUGACCAGCCCAAGUCCGGGAACAUUUAUCAUCUCUCUGCACUACAAAGGUCGUAAUCGCGGAUUGCUGGAACUUGACCUGAAGCUCGACGACUUGCUCGAGAUGCAAAAAGACAGCCAAGAAGAUCUCGAUCUCGAGUAUGUGCAGUUCAACGUGUCGAAGCUGCUCGUCCAUCUCAACAAGAAGUUCGCACGGAAGCGAGGCUGGUAG
Messenger RNA from Aureobasidium namibiae CBS 147.97, 2286 nucleotides. Its product is annotated as ras GTPase activator. The transcript has 6 exons. Gene Ontology annotation, biological process: regulation of actin cytoskeleton organization; regulation of GTPase activity. Gene Ontology annotation, molecular function: protein binding; GTPase activator activity. The coding region runs from base 1 to 2286 and encodes 761 amino acids. The record is from RefSeq and is a predicted model, not a curated record. Lineage: Eukaryota; Fungi; Ascomycota; Dothideomycetes; Dothideales; Saccotheciaceae. Gene Ontology annotation, cellular component: cell cortex.